UUACUGGACUAAAAAGAAUGUUAAACAUGACAAACCGUUUCCGCUGUUUGGAAAUCAUUUUUAAACACUUUUUGGAAUGAAAGGCGUAGUAGAGGUUACAACUAAAAUGUACAACAAAUAUCCAGAAGAGAAAGUAGUUGGAUACUUUCGGGGACCAACGCCUGAGUUGAUAAUCAGGGAUCCAGAUGUUGUUCGAGAUAUUUUGAGCGUAGACUUCGCAUAUUUUUAUCCACGUGGCUUAGGUAGAAAUACCGAGAUUGAACCACUGCACCAAAAUAUUUUUCAUCUCGAUGGUGACUUAUGGAAAUUAUUGAGGCAAAGACUGACUCCAGCAUUUACUACAUCUAAAUUGAAAAAUAUGUUUCCACUUAUAGUGAUGUGUACAGAGAAACUUGAAACUACAGGAAACGAAAUAGUAGCCGCAGGAGGAGAGUGUGAUGUAUACGAACUUAUGGCGCGUUUUUCAACAGAUUUUAUAGGAAGUUGUGGAUUUGGCCUUGAAAUGGACGCAAUAAACAACGAAAAUUCUGUUUUUAGAAAAAUAGGAAAGAAAAUUUUUGAUCCCUCUUUGACGAAUGAUAUUCUAAUCAUGCUAUGGGAAAUUUUUCCAGGGAUAAGAAAAUUCAUCCGCAUGACUGACAAUAAUUUAGAAAGAUCAUUUACAAGCAUAAUAAUGAAAAUAUUUGAACAAAGAAAUUUUAAGCCUUCUGGUAGAAACGAUUUUGUUGAUUUCGUUUUAGAUUUAGCUGGGAAGGGUAAAAUAAUUGGGGAUUCUAUUGAGCAUCGACAUUCAGACGGUUCGCCUAAGAAGAUUGAAUUAGAAAUGAAUUCAUCGUGCCUUAUAGCCCAAAUAUAUUUAUUUUUUGCAGCUGGUUUUGAAACAUCGUCAUCGAGUACCAGCUAUACAUUACAUGAACUUGCAUUCAAUUUGGACAUACAGGAAAAAAUACAAGAUGAAAUUGAUCGUGUGCUUUUAAAGCAUGAUAAUCGGCUGUGUUACGAAGCUGUUGCAGAAAUGACACUUUUAGAUAUGGCUUUUAAAGAGGCAAUGAGAAUUGUACCCCCUGGAGGAAGAUUGCAUAGAGUGUGUGCUAGUAAAUAUACAAUUUCUCAACUUGGAAUAAGUAUAGAUCCCGGUGUAAAAAUAUUAAUUCCUUCACAAGCGUUACAUAAUGAUAAACUUUAUUUCAAAAAUCCCGAAGUAUUCAAUCCAGAAAGAUUUGGAAAAAAUGAAAUUAAUGAAAUCAAUAAAUAUGUCUACAUGCCCUUCGGAGAAGGUCCACGUGCAUGUAUAGGCGCUCGGUUAGGUCAGAUGCAGUCUCUAGCUGGACUUGCCGCUGUGUUACGCAACUUCACAGUGGUACCAUCAGAGAAAUCCAAGAGAAAAUUAACUAUGAACCCUCGACUACGCAUUAUACAGGGUGUUUUAAACGGAAUCCCACUUAAACUUAAAUUACGUGAGAAAUAA
Molecule: messenger RNA, 1468 nt
Organism: Nymphalis io (European peacock)
Lineage: Eukaryota; Metazoa; Arthropoda; Insecta; Lepidoptera; Nymphalidae
Product: cytochrome P450 6a2-like
Exons: 3
Coding region: 77-1468 (463 amino acids)
Molecular function (GO): oxidoreductase activity, acting on paired donors, with incorporation or reduction of molecular oxygen; monooxygenase activity; heme binding
Source: RefSeq, a predicted model, not a curated record